AGAUAUGUCGUAACUCGAGAAGAAACUGAUUAAAGUUAAUGGUCAAUGCUCGGGAUAUCGACCAAUCAAAAGAUGUCUGAUAUUUUCGCGAAAAUUGAGAUGAUGUAGGAGAGAAUUUUGGCGGUUCUGAAAACUUUAGGUAGGCUGUAUUGGAAAAACCGUAGUUGACACGGGGAAUUCGUUGAAACAGCAAAUGAAAUAACAAUGAAUGAAACAGUGGAGCAGCUUAUGACAAGUAGAGAUGCCCAAGAGAGAUGCAGUCACUGGAUUGAAAAUGUUAAGAAGAUUUCGGUUUCGAAUGAUAACAGCAGUAAAAGUAAACUGGAGAGUGAAUCCGAAGAAUUUAUCGAUACGGAUUCCGAAUUUGAUUCAGUUUCCGAAUGCGGUAGGAAGAGAAGGAAAUUGGGCGUAAAGCUAAAAACUGAGAAAUUAGAUUUACUGGAUUCAUUUAUUAAACACGUUGCAAAUCAUAUUACCGAAUUAGACAUAAAAAUCACGGAUGAAACGGAGGUUUACGCUUGUUUAUGGUCUGGCUGUGUUUAUGAAAGUGCAAUCGAUGUCGAAAUUAUGCGUCACGUCAACUAUCAUUCUUUUCAUUCGAAAUUAAAAUGCAUUGGAAUGAACACGAGAGGAAGAACAAAGCUCCCUAAAUGUCGACGUGACACGGACUGGAAGAAUAUUUUGGAUUCGUUGCCGCCCCAUCAGUGUCAAUGGGAAGACUGCUGUGGAAAAAGUUUUAACAAUUAUCAAUUCUACCUUUACCAUGUGUUGACUCACGUUGAAAAUAAUCCUCGAGGUAACAAGGUUGCAGGUGGGGUACAAUGUCUUUGGAAAGGAUGCAAAGGCAAAUAUCCCAGCUUAUAUAAGCUCAGAGAGCAUAUGAGAGUUCAUACGAAAGAAAAAAUUAUCGCAUGUCCAGACUGUGGCUCUACUUUUGCAUCCAAUACGAAAUUUCACGAUCACUGCAAACGACAAAUUCCUUUAGAAGUACAAGGAUUCCAAUGCUCCCAUUGUAAUAAAUUUUAUCCAACCGAGUGUAUAUUGAGGGAACACAUGAGAAAUCAUAUAUUUCACUAUAAAUGUAGUAUGUGCGACAUGAGUUGUGAAUCUCCGUCUAGUUUAGCAAAGCACGUGCUGUACAGACAUACGACAACCCGGAACUUUCCUUGCACCAUGUGUACACAUGCCGCCAAAUCACAACAAGAUUUAGAUUCACACAUGACCUUACAUUCCAUUGGAUCCAAUUAUGUUUGUAAUGUCGAGGGCUGUUUAUAUUCUUGUAAAAAUGCCUACACUUUAGACAGACACGUAGAAAAAGUGCAUCAGUUAGAAAUUCGUUGGUACUGUUGCCACGAAUGCCCCAUAAAAUAUCGAAAAAGUUAUAGGCUAACAAGGCAUCUGAUAGAGGCACAUCAUCUCCAAUGGCUUAGCGGUCACAAGAGAUUUCAGUAUAUACUCGAAGACGAUGGCUGCUACAGGCUUCAGACAAUAAGAUACGAAAGUAUCGAUGAAAAUACAUCGGCUAAUAAAGAAUCCAACGUUCCUAAUAGAAAUACCAAGGACGAAGAUUCAUCUGUUAUUAACGAAGAGACUAAAAUUGUCGAUCAAAAUAAAGAAUCUGGAAAAUCAAUGCCUACGAUACCGAACAUCUUAAUAUCGAUCGACGAGAUCGACGAGCAUGGAAAUGUCAUAGAUACUAAAAUUAUCGAAACGCAAGAAACAAAUGAAUUGCCACCGUCUGCUGAGCCGCCCAUUAUAUUAACAUAAUAACCAAUACAAAGACGUAUUAUUUUAUUUAUUUCGACGAUUUUACACAAAAUACAUUAUUUUUAUACCUUUUAAUAUCUGUUGUUGUAUCCAGCAACGCAUUCACUUACAAUAAGUAAUUAUUGUAUUGUUGUAAUUAUGAUGUGUCGAUAAAUUGUAAAAUAAAAUACUAA
Molecule: messenger RNA, 1940 nt
Organism: Ceratosolen solmsi marchali
Lineage: Eukaryota; Metazoa; Arthropoda; Insecta; Hymenoptera; Agaonidae
Gene: Hinfp
Product: Histone H4 transcription factor
Biological process (GO): regulation of transcription by RNA polymerase II; anatomical structure development
Molecular function (GO): RNA polymerase II cis-regulatory region sequence-specific DNA binding; DNA-binding transcription factor activity, RNA polymerase II-specific
Source: RefSeq, a predicted model, not a curated record